CGGUUGCGGUACCUGGGCCCAGAAAAACAUGGAACGUCCGCUCAGCCUGCAAGUGCCAUUGCAGUGAAUCUGUUUCACCACCCUCUCAACACCACUACACCACGAAACCAUUCAUUCGCUUCUUUCCUGUCGUCUCUCGCUAUACCACACUCGUUCCGCCAUCCGCCGAGUUCUUGCGUUGUCGCUCUUUUGCACUUACAACAGACACGGCGACUGCAUCAGAUACUGCGUUCCGACCCCAUCCUUCCCGCGCCCCUUGCGGACGCCGUGAACCGCAGGCGGCUGGCAGCCCAUAGCAACCACCGAGACUCUCUUUCGCCGACUUACCCUUCCUCUCAAUCAAUUCUGUCUGUCCUAGGAGCGGCCUUCCCAAGGCAGAAGUAGCCCAAUAUGGGCUUCGGCAAUUUCGACUGGAUCUGCGAGCGAUCUGCUCUGCCGUUAUGCUAUGUGCUGGGCAAUCCCACCGAGUUCACCUCAGCACAUAAUCCAGUCCUCCUUCCAGCAUGCUCGGCCCGGUCGAUCGAACUGGCAAACACCAUCAUCUUUCAAGCGGCCACGGACUUCGCCCACAUUGCCGCUCUGGGCAUGACAGCCAUCAUGAUCUUCCAUGUCCGGUCCAAGUUUACGGCUGUUGGACGAAAAGAGAUCUUGACCUUCUUCUACAUCUACACACUCUUGACCAUCAUCAGCCUGGUGCUCGACGCCGGUGUGAUACAUGCCACAAAUACCACCGCAUAUCCCUGGUUCGUGGCGGUUCAGAACGGCCUUGCCAGUGCGCUGUGCACCAGCCUGUUGAUCAAUGGGUUCGUGGGAUUUCAGCUCUAUGAAGAUGGCACAACGCUUUCCGUCUGGCUUCUGCGGCUCUGCAGUCUGGUCAUGUUCAUCAUCAGCUUUGCUGUCAGCCUGCUCACCUUCAAGGGUUGGGCCGGUCUAUCGCCAACCAACACCACAGGGCUGUUCGUCGUCCUGUACAUCAUCAACGCUGUUUUCCUGGCGAUCUAUUUUGUCAUGCAAGUCAUGCUGGUUCUUAAUACCCUCCAAGACAGGUGGCCGUUGGGCGAUCUUGCGUUUGCUGCAUUUUUCUUCGUCAUUGGCCAAGUUAUCCUGUACGUGUUUGGGAAACAAAUUUGCGAAGGAGCCAACCAUUAUCUGGAUUCCUUGUUCUUCGCCACGGUCUGCAACCUACUGGCGGUGAUGAUGAUUUACAAAUACUGGGACAGUAUCACGAAGGAAGAUCUCGAGUUCAGCGUUGGCACCAAACAGGGUCACUGGGACGUCAAAGAACCUCUGAUGGAGCCUAGCGAGGAUUACCGAACCAGUAUCUAUGGAGGCCUGGGUGGUGGCCGAGAGAGCGUAUACGACAUGCAUGGCAUGGACUACCAGUCUCAAUCUGCAGCGCUCCGAGCCCCCAGUCGAGAUCGAGCUUCCAUGUACGGCAACCUACCUGAGGGUAGGCAGAGUUACGGGGACAUCAGGCGGCACACGGGAACCUUCGAGGAUUAUGAGCCUCAAGCGUCCAGGCAGAGGAGCCGCGAGAAGGAUUAUGGUUAUUGACAGGGCGCAAGCAAAUGACGGAUACAUUUUGGGUUUGGCGAAACAUGGACGGCUGAGUGGCGCGGGAUUGGCGGGAGACAGUGUGCUUUGUUCCUGCCCACAGGCCGCUGGCUUUACGGUUGUGUUGGUGAGGACCGUCUUACAAUGGUAAUUUGCUGGGUUGUGUGCUCAUCUACAGGAUGCCGAGGUGAGACCAGCGGCGUGAAAUCUGAGCGUUAGCGUAGCAUUGAUAUUCCACAAUUUAUAGGAUAUAGCGCACUGUGUUCAGUAGCGAUAUGAGCAAGAUCGCGUUAGGGAAAUCCAUUUUGCUGACCGCGAACUAUUAUAAUUUUGGAGGCUGGACCUGUAAUAGAUACAAAGUAAUCGUCACCUAUCGUUACCCUCUUUGAAUACCCAGUCUGACAAAACGUGCUGCCACUGUUCAAAGAACCGUGUCGCCCACUGUCGAUUUACCGUGCAAAUCAUCAUCAUACACAGCGUUAUAUAGACCAUCA
Messenger RNA from Exophiala dermatitidis NIH/UT8656, 2048 nucleotides. RefSeq lists its product as uncharacterized. The record is from RefSeq and is a predicted model, not a curated record. Gene Ontology annotation, biological process: protein folding. Bases 391 to 1554 code for a protein of 387 amino acids. The transcript is spliced from 2 exons. Gene Ontology annotation, cellular component: endoplasmic reticulum membrane. Lineage: Eukaryota; Fungi; Ascomycota; Eurotiomycetes; Chaetothyriales; Herpotrichiellaceae.